UGAUGCAGCAUUCCGUUCUCCUUUUGAUCUGAUCUGCUUGGAGCAUCCCCUGCCUGGCCAAUAAGUUGGAGAUACUCAUCGAACUCCCACUUUUGGCACCCCAAGUAUCGACAACAAUGGCAGCUGAGCUCGUCAACGCGGCAACGAGCGAUAAAUUGAACGAGAUGGAUUGGACCAAGAACAUUCAGAUCUGCGAACUUGUGGCGCGUGAUCAGAGGGCUGCGAAAGAUGCCAUUAAAGCAAUUAAAAAAAGGUUGGGAGAUAAAACCCCAACUUCGCAACUGUAUGCAAUUAUGUUAUUGGAGAUGCUGAUGAACAACGUCGGUGAGUAUAUUCAUAAGCAAGUGAUUGAAUCAGGAAUUCUUCCCAUUCUUGUAAAGAUAGCGAAGACAAAGACUGAUUUCUCCAUACAAGAGAGGAUAUUUCAUCUGCUAGAUGCAACACAAUCCUCCCUUGGUGGCGCUUCGGGGAAUUUCCCUCGAUAUUUUUCUGCAUAUCAGGAUUUGAUGAGCUUAGGAAUACAGUUUCCUCAACAGCAUCAAUCUGCACCUUCUGAUCCAUCUGUCAUACAAGUAAAUGGGAGUGCACCAUCAGCCUCUACUUUUCAAGCAGAGAAGAAUAUCAUGUCUAGUCAGGAAGAGGCCUCUGCCAGAGGUAAUAGACUUCCGCAUCAACCAGAAGUACAGUGCAUUCCUGAAUCAAGUAUUAUUCAAAAGGCUAGGAAUGCAUUGGAGGUUUUGAAAGAGGUCAUGACUACUGUUGAUGGUCAACAGACUCAACAUUCUCUGGGUGCAAAGGAUGAAUUCACCCUUGAUCUUGUGGAGCAAUGCUCUUUCCAGAAACAACGAGUAAUGCAUCUUGUUCUAACAUCUAGGGAUGACAAUGUAGUUUCUCAAGCAAUUGAAUUGAAUGAGCAACUCCAGAAGGUACUUGAAAGACACGAUGCCCUUCUUUCUGCUAGAACUGGAACAAGUGCACAUCUUACUGAUUGUAAACCAGAGGAGGAAGAAGAAGCUCAACAGCUUUUCCGAAGGAUACGGAGAGGAAGAGCGUGUGCGAGGUUUGAAAACGAAGAGAACUCCAAGCAGAGGCACACUCUAGAGUUGUCAGAAUCGUCCAAUUCAGAUCAAUCUUCUGUACGAGGAAUUGUGUAUGAAACAUCAAAACCUACGAGAAAAGCAGAUAAGAAUAAUGUGUCCAAUCAGGAGGUAGCAUUUGCCAGUGGGAAUGGACUUUCUCAGCAACCAAAAGUACAGUGCAUUCCUGAAUCAAGUAUCAUUCAGAAAGCUAGGAAUGCAUUGGAGGUUUUAAGAGAUGUCCUUGAUAAUGCUGAUGGUCAACAAACUCAACAUCCUUUGGGCGCCAACAAUGAGUUCACCCUUGAUCUUGUUGAGCAGUGCUCUUUCCAAAAACAAAGAGUGAUGCAUCUUGUUCUAACAUCCCGGGACGAGAAAACAGUUUCUCAGGCAAUUGAAUUGAAUGAGCAACUCCAGAAUCUACUUGACAGAUAUGAUGCGCUACUUUCUGGUCAAACUGGGAUGGCUGCAAGCAAUGUAGAUUGUGAAGCAGAUGAGGAAGAAGAGCCUCAACAACUUGUCAGAAGGAUACGAAAAGGAAAAAAUUAUGUGAGACCUGAAGAUGAAGAGAGCUCUAUGAGGAGCCACACUCUGGACUUGCUAGAACAAACAAAUUCAAGAAAACAAGUAAAUCGCCAGCUCAAACAACCAGCAUGCACUGAGCCAUCUGAGUCCAAUGGGCAGCUUUUGCCUGUCGCAAUUCCACCCCCGCCUGCAAAACACGUUGAGAGGGAAAAGUUUUUCAAGGAAAACAAACUGGCUGGCGCUGCCAUGGCUGGCCAGAUGAGGUGUCUGUCAUUACAGAACGUUGAUGGCAGCAGCUCUCACAGUGGGAACAGUAACUGUAGUGACAAAAAAUAACUGGUAUCAUGCUGUGCUUCGAUAGUCUUGCUUAUGGCUGUAUUCUAGUAGGUUUUUUUUUGCUGAUCUACCGAUGGGUAUUGUGAAAGAGAGAACAGCUACGACAUGAUUGUAUAGAGAGCAUUCAGGUUCAGACAGAGGUAUUCGACCGAAUAUAUGACCAUUCUCUUUCAACUACUGGGUUAAAUUUGCCUCAUUUUGUGGAGGAAUGUAGAUUUCUGAUUUUUCUCCCUC
Molecule: messenger RNA, 2171 nt
Organism: Rhodamnia argentea
Lineage: Eukaryota; Viridiplantae; Streptophyta; Magnoliopsida; Myrtales; Myrtaceae
Product: TOM1-like protein 5
Exons: 14
Coding region: 117-1937 (606 amino acids)
Biological process (GO): protein transport to vacuole involved in ubiquitin-dependent protein catabolic process via the multivesicular body sorting pathway
Molecular function (GO): phosphatidylinositol binding; ubiquitin binding
Source: RefSeq, a predicted model, not a curated record